Messenger RNA from Chanos chanos (milkfish), 696 nucleotides. RefSeq names its product retinoschisin 1a (gene rs1a). The transcript is spliced from 6 exons. The record is from RefSeq and is a predicted model, not a curated record. Bases 1 to 696 code for a protein of 231 amino acids. Gene Ontology annotation, cellular component: plasma membrane. Gene Ontology annotation, molecular function: signaling receptor activity. Lineage: Eukaryota; Metazoa; Chordata; Actinopteri; Gonorynchiformes; Chanidae.
AUGGGGAUCCAUGUAAAUCAUGUUUGGUUGUUGGCCAUUCUGCUGGUGGCUGAAGUUUUUAGUGGAGCACAUACACAAGAGGAGGAAGUUGAGACGUGGACAGGGAAAGCCUGCAAAUGUGACUGUGAUGGGGAGUCACCUACUGAGUUCACAACACUCACCUCAACUAGCCCUAGCUGGACCAAAGGGCUGGACUGCAUGCCAGAAUGUCCCUAUCAUAAACCACUUGGCUUUGAGGCUGGUUCUGUAACACCCGAUCAGAUUAGCUGCUCCAAUGAGGACCAGUACACAGGUUGGUUCUCCUCCUGGACUGCCAGCAAAGCCCGACUCAACAGUCAGGGUUUUGGGUGUGCCUGGCUCUCAAAGUAUCAGGACACUAACCAGUGGCUUCAGAUUGACCUCAAGGAGGUGAAAGUGGUUUCUGGGAUCCUGAUGCAAGGACGCUGUGAUGCAGAUGAAUGGAUUACCAAAUAUAGCGUCCAGUACCGCACCACUGAGAACCUCAACUGGAUCUACUACAAAGACCAGACUGGAAACAACAGGGUGUUCUACGGGAACUCUGACCGUUCCUCCUCCGUUCAGAACCUCCUGCGUCCACCCAUCGUGGCCCGUUACAUUCGCAUUCUGCCGCUAGGCUGGCACACACGCAUUGCCAUACGUAUGGAGCUGCUGCUGUGCAUGAACAAAUGCACUUGA